CUGUCCGCGGGCAGGUGGCGGGUGCACCGGCCGCGGUCUCCCGGCUCCGCGCCCCUCAGGCUGUGCGCGUCCCGGCCUCAGAGGCCGCCUAGCCAGGCGGCCGGUGCCUUUUGUUUCGCGCAGACCGGGCGUUUGCAUCACAUUUCGGACACCUCCUUCUUCUUUUCGCCUAUCCUUCUGCUUCCCGCUCACUCUCCUCCCCACACCCGCCGCCAUCCAUCCCCCAGCGAACUGCCGGCCUCCUGGACUUCUCUACCCGAGCGAUGCCUCCUAUCCAGAAAGUUGCCGCCGCCGCCGCCGGCGGGCAGUGAAACAAAGUCUGGCGGGGCCGCCUCCCUGUGCAUGAGCGCACUGGUGCCCAGCGGCUGGACUCCACUACCGGGCGUGCAGUCUCCCUUCGGAAAGCCUGAAACGCGCCCAGCCAUGGCCGAGGGUGCGGCCGGCAGGGAGGGUCUCGCGCCGCCCGACGUUGUCGGGGGCGAAGACGACCCCCGAGUGGGCUCGGAUGGCGCCUCCGGGGACAGCGUGGCAGCGGCCCCUGGAUGCCGGUCGAGGGACCGUCGCAGCGGGGUCGUAUUCCCGGUUGCUGCAGGGGCCCCUGCAGACAUCGACGCUGGCCUUUUGGAGGCGGCGCGGGCGACCCCCCGGCGCAGCAGCAUCAUCAAGGAUCCUUCAAACCAAAAAUGUGGUGGAAGAAAGAAAACCGUGUCUUUCAGCAGCAUGCCGUCGGAAAAGAAAAUUAGCAGUGCGAGCGACUGCAUCAGCUUCAUGCAAGCUGGCUGUGAGCUGAAGAAAGUCCGGCCAAACUCUCGCAUUUACAACCGUUUUUUUACUCUGGACACAGACCUCCAAGCCCUCCGCUGGGAACCUUCCAAGAAAGACCUUGAUAAAGCUAAGCUUGAUAUUUCUGCCAUAAAAGAGAUCAGACUAGGGAAGAAUACGGAAACAUUUAGAAACAAUGGCCUUGCUGACCAGAUUUGUGAGGACUGUGCCUUUUCCAUACUCCAUGGGGAAAACUACGAGUCUUUAGACCUAGUUGCCAAUUCAGCAGAUGUUGCAAACAUCUGGGUGUCAGGGUUACGGUACAUGGUUUCUCGAAGUAAGCAACCCCUUGAUUUUGAGGAGGGCAACCAGAACACACCAAGGUUCAUGUGGUUGAAAACAGUGUUUGAAGCGGCAGAUGUUGAUGGGAAUGGAAUUAUGUUGGAAGACACUGCUGUGGAGUUAAUAAAACAACUCAACCCUACCCUGAAGGAAUCUAAGAUCAGGUUAAAGUUUAAAGAAAUCCAGAAGAGCAAAGAAAAGCUAACCACCCGUGUGACAGAAGAGGAAUUUUGUGAAGCUUUUUGUGAACUUUGCACCAGGCCAGAAGUGUAUUUCUUACUUGUACAGAUAUCUAAAAAUAAAGAAUAUUUGGAUGCCAAUGAUCUAAUGCUAUUUUUAGAAGCUGAGCAAGGAGUCACCCAUAUCACUGAGGAUAUGUGCUUAGACAUUAUUCGGAGAUAUGAACUUUCUGAAGAGGGACGUCAAAAAGGGUUUCUUGCAAUUGAUGGCUUUACCCAGUAUUUAUUGUCACCAGAAUGUGACAUUUUUGACCCUGAGCAAAAAAAGGUUGCCCAAGAUAUGACCCAGCCAUUAUCCCACUACUAUAUCAAUGCCUCUCACAACACCUAUCUCAUAGAAGACCAAUUCAGGGGGCCAGCUGAUAUUAAUGGGUAUGUUCGAGCUUUGAAAAUGGGCUGUCGAAGCAUUGAACUUGAUGUAAGUGAUGGUUCAGACAAUGAACCAAUCCUUUGUAAUCGAAAUAACAUGACAACAUACCUUUCUUUUCGAAGUGUCAUAGAGGUGAUAAACAAAUUUGCCUUUGUGGCUUCUGAAUACCCACUUGUUCUUUGCUUGGGGAAUCACUGCUCCUUACCACAGCAGAAGGUAAUGGUUCAACAGAUGAAAAAGGUCUUUGGCAAUAAACUCUAUACUGAAGCACCUUUGCCAUCAGAAUCCUACCUCCCAUCACCGGAAAAGUUAAAAAGAAUGAUCAUUGUGAAAGGGAAGAAAUUGCCUUCUGAUUCAGAUGUUUUAGAAGGAGAAGUAACAGACGAAGAUGAAGAAGCUGAAAUGUCUCGAAGGAUGUCAGUAGAUUACAACGGUGAGCAGAAACAAAUCUGGCUGUGUCGGGAGCUUUCUGAUUUGGUAUCUAUUUGUAAAUCUGUUCAAUACAGGGAUUUUGAACUGUCCAUGAAGAGUCAAAACUACUGGGAAAUUUGUUCAUUUAGUGAAACAGAGGCCAGCCGAAUUGCAAAUGAAUACCCAGAGGAUUUUGUAAAUUAUAAUAAGAAGUUCUUAUCAAGAAUCUAUCCAAGUGCCAUGAGGAUUGAUUCCAGUAACUUGAAUCCACAGGACUUUUGGAAUUGUGGUUGUCAGAUUGUGGCAAUGAAUUUUCAGACUCCGGGUCCAAUGAUGGACCUUCACACAGGCUGGUUUCUUCAAAAUGGAGGAUGUGGUUAUGUUCUAAGGCCAUCUAUCAUGCGGGAUGAAGUUUCUUACUUCAGUGCAAAUACAAAGGGCAUCGUACCUGGGGUGUCUCCUCUAGCUCUUCAUAUCAAGAUCAUCAGUGGCCAGAAUUUCCCAAAGCCCAAAGGAGCUUGUGCCAAAGGGGAUGUCAUAGAUCCCUAUGUUUGUAUAGAGAUACAUGGAAUACCAGCGGACUGUUCAGAACAAAGAACUAAAACUGUACAACAAAACAGUGAUAAUCCUAUUUUUGAUGAAACUUUUGAGUUUCAAGUCAACCUACCUGAGCUGGCCAUGAUCCGUUUUGUCAUUCUGGAUGAUGACUACAUUGGGGAUGAGUUUAUAGGGCAGUAUACAAUACCAUUUGAGUGUUUGCAGCCUGGAUAUCGGCAUGUUCCCCUGCGCUCUUUUGUGGGUGACAUCAUGGAACAUGUAACCCUUUUUGUCCACAUUGCAAUAACUAAUCGAAGUGGAGGAGGAAAGGCACAGAAGCGCAGCCUUUCAGUGAGAAUGGGGAAGAAAGUUCGAGAAUAUACCAUGCUCAGGAAUAUUGGUCUUAAAACCAUAGAUGACAUCUUUAAAAUAGCAGUUCAUCCCUUACGAGAAGCCAUAGAUAUGAGAGAAAAUAUGCAGAAUGCCAUAGUGUCUAUUAAGGAACUGUGUGGACUUCCUCCAAUUGCCAGUCUGAAGCAGUGCCUGUUGACUCUGUCCUCUCGGCUCAUCACCAGUGACAAUACUCCCUCAGUCUCUCUUGUGAUGAAAGACAACUUUCCUUAUCUGGAGGCUCUGGGGGCAAUUCCAGAUGUGCAGAAAAAGAUGCUGGCUGCUUAUGAUCUGAUGAUUCAAGAGAGCCGGUUUCUCAUAGAAAUGGCUGACACAGUCCAGGAAAAGAUUGUGCAGUGUCAGAAAGCAGGGAUGGAGUUCCAUGAGGAACUUCAUAAUCUAGGGGCAAAAGAAGGCUUGAAAGGAAGAAAACUCAAUAAGGCAACUGAAAGCUUUGCUUGGAAUAUUACAGUAUUGAAGGGUCAAGGAGAUCUGCUGAAGAAUGCAAAGAAUGAAGCUAUAGAAAACAUGAAGCAGAUCCAGCUGGCGUGCUUGUCUUGUGGACUUAGUAAAGCCCCCAGCAGCAGUGCCGAGACCAAGAGCAAGCGCAGCCUGGAAGCCAUCGAGGAGAAGGAAAGCGGCGAGGAGAAUGGAAAGCUGUGACCCUGAGCAUAUCCGUGCAUUCCCUCGUCCUUUCAGUCAAAGACUCUGAUUUUCUUUCUGGUCUUUCCUUCAGCUUUUUAGAUGUUCACAAAAAGAUGCCCUCUAUGAACAUAAACAGAUAUUUUCACAAUGUCAGUAUUUUAAUGUAGUUAAUUUAUCUAAGUUAAAAUGUUUAGUAGCAGUGUUUUAAAUUCUGAGAUUGUGUAUACACCCAGGUAUAGAUGUUGGUGGAAGUGUGUGUGUGUGUGUGUGUGUGUGUGUUGUGUGUGUGUGUCUGUCUCAGAGAAUGAGAGAGAGAGAGAGAGAGAGAGAGAGAGAGAAGGGGAGAGAGGUUGAAGUCCUGUUAAAAUCAAUUCUGUGUUGCAUUAUUCAUUUAGUAAGUUAUUACUGUACCAUUUUGGGAAAAAUUUAUUAAUCUAAAUUCUAAAGAGCAUUCACUAUAAUCUAUUGCUGUGUAACUUUACUUCUCUACCUUCAUCGUUUAAUUUAGAGAUGUUAACAGCUUAUUAUUGAAGGAUGCCAAAUUUUCAAAUUCAUAGAUGUUUUGAUAGAUUAAAUAUAGAUUAGAAAAAUUUCUAAUUAUCACAGUAGAAAUAAAAGUGAAUGAAAGAUAAACAAAUAAUCAGAAUUUCUGGGAAGAUCAGCAAAGUCAUUUCAGUUAGCAAACUCUUAAAAAUAUUUAUUAAAUAAAAUCAAUUUUUAGAAAGCUUUUUAUAGUUGUUUACUAAACAGAUAUGAUUUCAAUGGAAAAGCUGAUCAUAAGUGAAUUUAUACCCACCUAUGUGGUACUAUAAAACACAGUAAAAGCUCUUUUGUAAUUAGAAUUUUGAUGUGACAAUAUUAUUCAGUUAUGAGAUUUCAAGGUUGAGAUUUGUAGGAAGGUCUCAUUCUUCCAAAGUGGCAGAAUAGCAUUCAUUCUUUUUUUUUUGUAGCAGACAUGGGCAGCUAAGGGGUCUUGGCUUUGAUAGCAUUAAAUUUAGAGUACUAAAUUUAAAUUUAAAGACAUUAUUCAAACAAUACCAUAUGAUUACAUUGAGCUGAUGUAAAUUCUGUGAGUCAGAUAACAUCUUCAUGUUGAUUUAAGAACUAACUGAUUGCAAAACGUCUAUGAUAUAAUUUUAACACAUGCAGAAAAACAAAAAAAAGCAAAUGACUAAUAAGAAUACAUUUAUAAUUGCAUCUAGAUAAUUUUUGCCCUGAUAUUUUCGUAAAAUACUUGAGUGUAAUAUGUUUGUUACCUCCAACAGAACUAAAUGUUCUAUGGUUAUGAAAAUAUAUUUAUUUAAAACAUUGCUUUUAUUUUGAAAAGCUUCUUAAUUAAUUUGAUUAACAAAUAUGCUAAUUUGGGGGAACCUAAGGGAAAUAAUUGUUGAAAUUUUGCAAAUAUAAACAUCUUCUAUAGCUACUGUGUUAAGUUAUUUCUGACUUCUUAACACUAUUAUGUUCAUGUUGCACAUUACUGAAAAAGUAAAGAUAU
Pteropus alecto (black flying fox) is the source of this 5191-nucleotide messenger RNA. RefSeq names its product phospholipase C like 1 (inactive) (gene PLCL1). Gene Ontology annotation, molecular function: phosphatidylinositol-4,5-bisphosphate phospholipase C activity. Gene Ontology annotation, biological process: intracellular signal transduction; lipid metabolic process. The transcript has 6 exons. Lineage: Eukaryota; Metazoa; Chordata; Mammalia; Chiroptera; Pteropodidae. The record is from RefSeq and is a predicted model, not a curated record. Bases 343 to 3714 code for a protein of 1123 amino acids.